GUGAGCGCAAGAGAGAGAGAGAGAGAGAGAGACAGGAGCGAGAGUGUCGGUCCUUUCGCACAGCCACAAAGCUCGCAACAACUCGCCGCGAACAAGGGAAAGCUGUCAGUCGGCUGAACCCUGCUGCAAAAUGAUUCUCAACAUCAUCUGUUUUCUCGGAUUGCUCGUCUGCAGCAGUCAAGCUGUCCUUCAAGUGUCCAUCUCGCUGAAUAAAGUUGAGCUGAGUGUGGGGGAGUCCAAGUUCUUCACCUGCACAGCCAUUGGCGAAGCAGUCAGUUUGGACUGGUAUAACCCACAGGGUGAGCGCAUUGUGUCAUCUCAGCAUGUGGUCUUGCACACGGAGGGAGUCCGUUCGCGGCUCACCAUCUACAACGCCAACAUCGAGGACGCUGGCAUCUACCGGUGCCAGGCUACCGAUGCCAAGGGUCAGACCCAGGAGGCCACCGUGGUCCUGGAGAUAUACCAGAAGCUGACAUUUCGAGAGGUGCAAUCACCCCAAGAGUUCCGUCAGGGGGAAGUGGCAGAGGUGGUGUGUGAUGUCAUCAGUUCACCUGUUCCCAUUGUCUCUUGGUUCUACAACAACGUGGAGAUCACCGAGCAGCACUACAAUAGAUUCCAGGUUCUCCCCAACAACAACCUGCAGAUACACAAGGUGACCAAGACGGACGAGGGGGUGUAUCGCUGUGAGGCGCGUGUGGAGGCCAGGGGAGAGAUCGAUUUCAGAGACAUCGCCGUCAUCGUCAAUGUUCCCCCAGUGCUGUCUGUACCGCAACAGUCGUUCAAUGCCACCGCCGACUACCAGGAGUCAGUAACGUUCACAUGCAGGGCCUACGGAUCACCUGACCCUGAGGUCACCUGGCACCGGCGGGGUAAGCAGAUUGAAGAAUCGGAUCAGUACACUCUAAAGGGCAGGGGCACCAUGUUGACGGUUCGGAGUAUCAGACAGGAUGACGGGGGCUCCUACUCCUGUAAGGCCAGCAACAAGGCCGGCGAAGUCGAGCAGGAGCUUCUCCUCAAGGUGUUUGUCCAGCCCCACAUCACCCAGCUGCGGAACGUGACGGCCGUGGAGGGCAGCGCCGCCAUGAUUUCCUGCACGGCCGAAGGGGAGCCCCUCCCCGAAAUCUCCUGGAGGAGGGCGAGUGACGGGCGGACCUUCACAGACGGAGACAAGAGCCUGGACGGGCGGGUGGAAGUGCGUGGACGUCAUGGAAAGUCCAUGCUCACCAUCACGGGGGUGAAGCUGUCAGACUGGGGCCGCUUCGACUGUGAGGCUCUCAGCAGGAUCGGAGGCCAUCAGAAGAGCAUGUUCCUCGACAUUGAGUAUGCACCCAAGUUUCAGACAAAUCACACCAUCUACUACUCAUGGGAGGGGAACCCAGUCAACAUCAGCUGUGAUGUGAUGGCCAACCCCCCGGCCUCCAUACUGUGGAGGAGAGACAGAUUGACCAUCUCCACUGAAGCCCCGGGCAACACCCGUGUCUACAACACCGAGGGGCGGUCCUUGCUCGAGGUCACCCCAAUGUCGGACAGGGACUUUGGGCGGUAUAACUGCACGGCCAGGAACAACAUUGGGGUGAGGUUCCAGGAGUUCAUCCUCGCUCAGGCAGACGUGCCCUCGAACCCGUACUCAGUGCGCCUCAGCUCUGUGUCUCAGCGCGUCGCCACGGUUACCUUCAUGAAGCCAGACUCUCAUGGCGGCGUCCCCAUCAGUCAUUACCUGGUCAAGUACAAGGACGUCAGCUCACAGGACUGGAGGGAUGUCAAGUCUCAUGGAGUUCAGACGAUGGUGCUGUUGACCAACCUGGAGCCCAACACCACGUACGAGGUACGAGUGGCAGCAGUCAACGGGAAGGGUCAAGGGGAGUUCAGCCACACAGAGACCUUCCAGACCCUGCCCAUCCGAGAGCCGAGUCCCCCUGCAGUGCACGGUCAGAGGGGUGUAGGGAAGGCCUACAGAUUGGGCCUUGUCAAGCAGGAUGAUGGUGGGAUGCCCAUUGUGGAGUACAUCAUUAAGUACAAAAUGGAGAAAGAGGACCAGUGGAUGACUAAGCUGGUUCCUGGGGUGAAUGACUUUGCCCUGCUGCAGCCCCUGCAGUGGAACACGCGCUACGAGGUGGAGAUCACCGCCAGAAACGUCAAGGGCUUGUCCGAGCCCACCUACUUCCAGUUCUCCAUGCCACAGAGACCAGACAUCACAGACUCCCUGUUCAGCGGCCUGGGACUGGGCGCGGUGGUGGGGCUGGGCCUGGCCGGCCUGCUGCUGCUGCUGGUGGCAGUGGACGUCAGCUGCUUCUUCCUCAGGCAGUGCGGCCUGCUCAUGUGCAUCACCAAGAAGCUCUGUGGGAAGAAGAGCGCCACCAGCAGCAAGGGCAAAGACCUGGAGGAGGGCAAGGCCGCUUACCUGAACGAUGGGUCGAAGGAGCCCAUCGUUGAGAUGCGAACGGAAGAGGAGAGAAUAACUAACCCUGAUGAUGGGAGCCCAGUGAACGAACCCAAUGAGACCACACCACUCACAGAACCAGAGAAGUUGCCGCUGAAAGAGGAGAACGGCAAAGAGUCUCUGAAGACGGACGCAAUUGAGAUCAAAGUCCACAGCGACAGCGGUGUCCUGUCCAAGGAGGAGGACAGCAAAGCAUAAUGAGGAGGCCUCUAUCACACAGGAACAUUCAGAGCAAGCUGCCCUAAUCCCAAAAUCAAAAAUACACCAGAAAACAAAGAAGAAAUUAUAAUCCUUCAUUAAUAUUCCGUAUGUCAGGGCACCACGGAGGAGACAUGUAAAUAUGGCUGGAGAAAGACCUCACCAAUAGCUUUGUGAUAAAUCAGUAAACGUUCUUUUGGAAAAUGCCACCAGUUGAUGUCACCUGUUGAACAGUGAAUUUGUUUCGUUCUUUUUUUAAAGCCUUUGCUGUUGCUUCUGUGUUUUCCUCUCCACGACAGAGAUGCUCAGAGAGACAGUCAGGAGAGAGCUAGGAUGUCCCCACAGUUGGCGUGAUCGUCCCUUAUUUUGGAAUGUCCUUGGUCGUUAGUUGUGUCAGAGAUGAGAUGGGUGGCCGCUGUUCCGGCGGUGGGAGGGAUCGCGCUUUGCUCCUCUCAUAUCGUGCUGCUGUAUAUUUCGGUUUUUGUUCUGUUUAUACUGCCAUUCUGGUCCCUGUGGUAAGCAUGUAUGCU
Molecule: messenger RNA, 3168 nt
Organism: Megalops cyprinoides (Indo-Pacific tarpon)
Lineage: Eukaryota; Metazoa; Chordata; Actinopteri; Elopiformes; Megalopidae
Product: neural cell adhesion molecule 2-like
Exons: 18
Coding region: 131-2638 (835 amino acids)
Biological process (GO): cell adhesion
Cellular component (GO): membrane; neuron projection
Molecular function (GO): protein binding
Source: RefSeq, a predicted model, not a curated record